Erigeron canadensis is the source of this 1075-nucleotide messenger RNA. Its product is annotated as probable galacturonosyltransferase-like 1. Gene Ontology annotation, molecular function: glycosyltransferase activity. Bases 18 to 1031 code for a protein of 337 amino acids. The record is from RefSeq and is a predicted model, not a curated record. NCBI's taxonomy places the organism in Eukaryota, Viridiplantae, Streptophyta, Magnoliopsida, Asterales, Asteraceae. Gene Ontology annotation, cellular component: Golgi apparatus. The transcript has a single exon.
UUCACAAAUAUACAUCCAUGUUUCAUCUCAUUUCCCUCUUCUUCUUUUUCCUCUUACUCCACCCUUCUUCACCAACAACAACAACCAUCUCAAAACAAUUCAAAGAAGCACCACAAUUCUAUAAUUCCCAAGAAUGCCCUUCACUAAUUAGUACUAAUGAUGAUUCAAUUGUUCAUGUAGCCAUGACCCUAGAUUCGGCUUAUAUCCGCGGCUCAAUGGCUGCAAUCCUUUCCAUCUUACAACACUCCACAUGCCCCGAAAACAUUUCAUUUCAUUUUGUCACAUCUGCUUCAUCAAACACUUCAAUUUUACGCGCCACAAUCGCGAAUUCUUUCCCUUACCUAAAAUUUAACGUAUACCCUUUUGAGGAUUCCUUUGUUUCGGGCCUAAUUUCAACUUCUAUACGUGCUGCCCUUGAUUGCCCAUUAAAUUAUGCAAGAAGUUAUCUUGCUAAUAUACUUCCUCUUAAAGUAAGCAAAGUUGUUUAUCUAGAUUCGGAUAUUGUACUUGUUGAUGACAUCAUCAAACUUGUUGCUACACCUCUAGGCGAUUCCAUUCUUGCGGCGCCAGAGUAUUGUAAUGCCAACUUUACGUUCUAUUUUACGCCGACUUUUUGGUCUAAUCCAUCUUUAUCAAAAACUUUUGAUGGACGAAAACCGUGUUAUUUUAAUACCGGAGUUAUGGUUAUGGAUUUAGACCGGUGGCGUGAGGGAGACUACACAAGAAAAAUUGAAGAAUGGAUGGAGUUGCAAAAAAGAAUGAGGAUUUAUGAACUUGGUUCUUUGCCUCCUUUUUUGCUUGUUUUUGCCGGGAAGAUAGCGCCGGUGAACCACCGGUGGAACCAACAUGGGCUAGGUGGGGACAACUUUCGUGGGCUUUGUCGAGAUUUGCAUCCGGGCCCGGUUAGUUUGUUGCAUUGGAGUGGGAAGAGUAAGCCUUGGGUUAGACUUGAUGCUGAGAGGCCAUGUCCAUUGGAUGCUCUUUGGGCACCUUAUGAUCUUUUGAAACCUCCAUUUUCAUUUGAUUCUUGAACAUUUUUAUAAUGGAAUGUGAAGAUUAUUUUUUUUAAUAUGUA